Messenger RNA from Oryzias melastigma (Indian medaka), 849 nucleotides. RefSeq lists its product as uncharacterized. The record is from RefSeq and is a predicted model, not a curated record. The transcript is spliced from 3 exons. Gene Ontology annotation, molecular function: SNAP receptor activity; syntaxin binding. Lineage: Eukaryota; Metazoa; Chordata; Actinopteri; Beloniformes; Adrianichthyidae. Gene Ontology annotation, cellular component: SNARE complex; plasma membrane. The coding region runs from base 256 to 567 and encodes 103 amino acids. Gene Ontology annotation, biological process: vesicle-mediated transport; vesicle fusion; SNARE complex assembly.
GUGAAACUUGUUAACAGACUGACUCUCAGAGUUGAUGCUGUGGUAGAGCCAAUGAGGCUUUGAUUGAGGCCAGUGAUAGUUAAUGAGUUACUGAGCAAAGGUGCAGGCUGCAGUGGACGUUUGUUCAGCUCCUGCGUGACUCAUGCAGUGACAAGAGGCUGGACUUUAGCAGGACCAACAUCUACUGUGAGGAAUUGUUUUUUAUUUGGACAAAUGUGAGCUUUGUUGACUAGUGGACUAGGACACGGUGCUGCUAUGGCCGAACAGAACCCUCAGCCGCCCGCCUCGGGCUCGUCCGGUAAGCUGGACCAGGUGCAGAGCCAGGUGAACGAGGUGAAAGACAUCCUGAAAGACAACAUCGACAAAGUGCUGGAGAGAGGAGACCGGCUGAAUGAUCUGAUCGACAAGACAGACGACCUGCAGGCAUCCGCCGACUCCUUCCAAAGAACGUCUACGCGCGUCGCCCGCAAAUACUGGUGGAAGAACAUAAAGAUGAUGAUCGUCAUCGGCGUGAUCGUGCUGGUCGUCGUGAUCCUCAUCAUCCUCGCUGCCACCAAGGUUAUAUGAAUCCUGUCCGCCGGAAGAGACCUUCACAUUUCAGCUCCCAGAAUGACACCGGAUGAGCCCCCCCCCCCAUCACUGAAGUUCAAUCUUUUUUCUGACAAAUGUCUUAACACUCCAAGAUUUGACAAACUGUAGCAAUGAAACACAAAUCCAAAGUGUUUAGAAUGUUUUUAUUGAUGCCUUUUUAAUGUCCAAUACACCGUGUAUAUAUAGUGUAAGUUCUUGUCAAAUUCUGUAAUAACAUGUAUUAUAUGACAGAUGAUAAAAGAAAAAAAAAUGCUGAAA